Molecule: messenger RNA, 1527 nt
Organism: Saxophila tyrrhenica
Lineage: Eukaryota; Fungi; Ascomycota; Dothideomycetes; Mycosphaerellales; Extremaceae
Gene: RVB1
Product: RuvB ATP-dependent DNA helicase pontin
Exons: 2
Coding region: 1-1527 (508 amino acids)
Biological process (GO): regulation of transcription by RNA polymerase II; chromatin remodeling; box C/D snoRNP assembly
Cellular component (GO): Ino80 complex; NuA4 histone acetyltransferase complex; R2TP complex
Molecular function (GO): ATP binding; ATP hydrolysis activity; DNA helicase activity
Source: RefSeq, a predicted model, not a curated record
AUGGCAUCCAACGGCACAAACGACGCAGUCAUGGCCUCCACCCCCUCUAAACCCGCCACGACCGACCCCUCCGCCGUCAGCAUAAGCGAAGUCCGCCAGACCAACACGCGCGAAAACCGCACCGCCGCCCACAGCCACAUCAAAGGCCUCGGGCUGCGCUCAGACGGCUACGCCCUCCCGGACAGCCAUGGCUUCAUCGGCCAGACUUCCGCGCGAGAAGCGUGCGGUGUCGUCGUGGACCUCAUCCGCUCGAAGAAGAUGGCGGGCAAAGCUGUGCUCUUAGCGGGCGGACCAGGGACGGGCAAGACCGCGCUCGCGCUCGCGGUGUCGCAAGAGCUAGGGACGAAAGUGCCGUUCUGUCUGAUGACCGGGAGCGAAGUCUACUCGGCGGAGGUGAAGAAGACGGAGGCGCUGAUGGAGAAUUUUCGGCGCGCGAUCGGGUUGCGGGUGCAGGAGCGCAAGGAGGUGUAUGAGGGGGAGGUUGUGGAGUUGACGCCUGAGGAGAGCGAGAAUCCGCUUGGUGCUUAUGGACGGACGAUCAGUCAUCUGGUGAUUACGCUAAGGAGCUCGAAGGGGACGAAGAAGUUGAGGUUAGAUCCCAGCAUUUACGAGGCGGUGCAGAAGGAGCGGGUGAGGGUGGGGGAUGUGAUUUACAUCGAAGCGAACACUGGCGCGGUCAAGAGGGUGGGGAGAAGUGAUGCGUUUAGCACGGAAUUUGAUUUGGAGGCGGAGGAGUACGUGCCGGUGCCGAAGGGCGAGGUGCACAAGAAGAAGGAUAUUGUGCAAGAUGUCACGCUGCACGAUUUGGAUGUCGCAAAUGCCCGACCGCAGGGCGGACAGGACGUCAUGAGCAUGAUGGGGCAGUUGAUGAAGCCGAGGAAGACGGAGAUCACGGAGAAGCUGAGAGGGGAGAUCAACAAGCUGGUGAACAAGUACAUCGACCAAGGGGUGGCGGAGCUGGUGCCGGGCGUGCUGUUCAUCGACGAGGUCCACAUGCUCGACCUAGAAUGCUACACCUACCUCAACCGCGCGCUCGAAUCCCCUCUCUCCCCCAUCGUCAUCCUCGCCUCCAACCGCGGCCUCACCCCCAUCCGCGGCUCGCCCUCCCUCGUCUCCGCCCAUGGAAUCCCACCCGACCUCCUCCCCCGCCUCCUCAUCAUCCCCACGCACCCAUACACCGCGACCGAAAUCCGCAGCAUCAUCACCAUCCGCGCGCGUCUUGAAUUCGCUACCCCGACCUUACCGACUUUGUCCCAGGAUACUGAGGCCGCGAAGAACCAGAUGCUGAAGGUGUCGGCGAGUCUGUCUGAGGAAGCGCUAGAGGAGCUGACGCGGCAGGGGACGAGUGUGAGUCUGCGGUAUGCGCUGCAGUUGCUUGCGCCGGCAGGGAUUUUGGCACGGGCGAGGGGGAGCGAGGGUGGGUUGGUGGGAGGAGAGGAUGUGAGGGAGGCGACGGGGUUGUUCUGGGAUGCGGGGAGGAGUGCGGAGAGUUUGAGGGGUGGGAGUGGGGGGGAGUUCAUUUCGUGA